This is a messenger RNA of Naegleria fowleri, 1068 nucleotides long. RefSeq lists its product as uncharacterized. Gene Ontology annotation, molecular function: polyubiquitin modification-dependent protein binding. NCBI's taxonomy places the organism in Eukaryota, Heterolobosea, Eutetramitea, Acrasida, Naegleriidae. The coding region runs from base 1 to 1068 and encodes 355 amino acids. Gene Ontology annotation, cellular component: nucleus. The record is from RefSeq and is a predicted model, not a curated record. The transcript has a single exon.
AUGACAUCUUCCUUUCAUGCACUGCCAUCAUCAUCGCCAUCACCAAUAGUUGUACAACUGAAGACUACUCCUUCUCAGAUUUCUAUUCAUCGAUUCACUCUCGCCAAUAUAUUUAAAUAUAUUUUAGAAUCUCCGAGUGAUGUUCAUGGAUUAUUAUUGGGUCCUCGAUCACUUGAUCUUUCAUCAUCGACAUGGCCAAUUACAAAUUUUAUUUUAUUUCAUUCCCAUUCAUCACCCAUCAUCACGACGAUGGAUCUUCAUGAUCUCAUGAUGGAUAUUAAAAUUGAUGAUUCUAAAUAUAUAAUCAUUGGAUAUUUCAAAUAUAGAUCUAAUACCAGUUUGAACAGCAUGACAUUGAAUGAAAUGAAUAUUCUUUAUUAUCUUCUAAAUAAUUUAUUAAAAAGAGAUUCAAUGAUAUUUGCAUUAUUUACAGACAGAAUGAUUUCUAAUGAAUCCAUGUUAUUAUCAGAUUCUUCUGAUCAUUUAUCAACAAGUCAUUCAAAACAUUACACCACUAUUGAACAUUGUUAUGUUUUUAGAAGUGUCAAUUAUUGUAAAACAUUUGAAGAAGAAUUACAUUUAUUACCCAUUGUAUUAUCAAAACCUAUUCAUGUGAAAAUUGAAAAUUUAAUUAGUACAUCUAACACUCAUUUGAAAUACAAGACAUUACCACCAGUAAUCUCAGGUGAUAGGAAUCUCAGUGGUAACAUGACACACAUCACUAGAGCUGCUGAUCAUGGUGAUGAUCGAGACACAACAGAUGUGUCAUCUCUCACAUUGGAAAAAAACACAAGGACAGCGUCCUAUUCUCCACAAACCCAAUCACCACCAUUACCACCAUUACCAACAACAACAACACCACCACUCAUAUCUUCCUCCUCAUCUUCAUUGAUUGGUAACAAUGAUGAAAAACAAUUGAGCAUUACGACCACCUCAGCAAUUCAUGCCUCUCAAGAAAGUGUUCAACAAUUAGAGAAAUAUUUGACACAUUCUUUGGAUGAAUUGAAACAAUUAGCAGAUCAGGUUCAACAAUCUCGAUUGAAAUUGUUACAAUUAAAAAAUAAUUAA